Messenger RNA from Cydia amplana, 2296 nucleotides. It is a transcript of the gene wdb, whose product is annotated as serine/threonine-protein phosphatase 2A 56 kDa regulatory subunit epsilon isoform. The record is from RefSeq and is a predicted model, not a curated record. NCBI's taxonomy places the organism in Eukaryota, Metazoa, Arthropoda, Insecta, Lepidoptera, Tortricidae. The transcript is spliced from 8 exons. Gene Ontology annotation, cellular component: cytosol; protein phosphatase type 2A complex; nucleus. The coding region runs from base 793 to 2175 and encodes 460 amino acids. Gene Ontology annotation, biological process: signal transduction; protein dephosphorylation. Gene Ontology annotation, molecular function: protein phosphatase activator activity.
UAUUUUCAGAAUAAGGUACUUUUCUACGAGUGUAGCGUUUUCGCAGCUAAAAGCUAGUGAUGAUAAUCUUUUAGUUAUAUUAACUUUUGUAAAUUGGUCGUUUUCCGCAGUGGAAAAAGUCGCAAAAACAUUCAUCCGGACGUGUAGAAGUGCAAUAUCCUAAAAUAAUCUUAUUUGAAGCAUUAUAAUGCGUCCAGUUUUACAGUCAAAGCGGAUGGUGAGCGAUGGCGAGAGUACGGUGAUAGAUUUUUGGUGUUAAAUUUUGCUCCGUGUCAUCACCGACUUAAUCGUCGACUACGUCUAAGAAAGACAAAAACCAUUUUGUUUCGCCGUUUUACGUGUUAUUAUAACUAAAUAUUCGAUUAUCUCGAAGGAUUGAUGAGGAAAUAAUAUAUUGUCAUUGACUGACCGGCUGAUAUUACACGAGGCUUGUAUGUAUAUGUGACUUCUCCCUGCUGCUAUUCGUGACACGCCUCAGAAAAUAAAGAUAAAUUUGUGAAUCGAACUGUUCGUUUUUGUUAUUGUGUCAUUUUAGUGUUAUAGUUGUUUUAAAAUUACGUAACUAUUGUGGAAUCUUGAAGUGUAUAAAGAAUGGCCUGAGUGUGACCAUUCCAUUACCGUCAUGUGUGACGAAGGAAUGUUUGUUUAGGCUCUAAUAUUGUGCUGCGACCUUACGGGAAGUGCGCGUUCGUCUCGUGAACUGGGUCGGAUCAUGAAUCUGCCCGAAUCAAAACAAGUUACGCAUUGAUCGCCGUCUACUAUUGUCAUUCGGGACACUUAUAAACUAUCAAAAUGUCUUCGGGAACGUUUGUGGACAGGAUCGAUCCUUUCGCGAAGCGAUCUCUGAAGAAGAAAACGAAGAAGUCGCAAGGCUCGUCACGGUACCGCAACACGCAGGACGUGGAGCUGCAGGCGCUGCCGCUGCUCAAAGAUGUCCCUAGCAGUGAGCAAGAAGAGUUGUUUAUACGUAAACUGCGGCAGUGCUGUGUAGCAUUUGAUUUCAUGGAUCCCGUAGCGGACCUGAAGGGGAAGGAGAUUAAGCGUGCUACUCUCAAUGAGCUGGUGGAGUACAUCACUGGCGGCCGCGGGGUGCUAACUGAACCUGUCUAUCCAGAAAUUAUAAAAAUGAUAUCUGCGAACCUGUUCCGCACUCUGCCGCCGAGCGACAACCCCGACUUCGACCCGGAGGAGGACGACCCGACCCUGGAGGCGUCGUGGCCGCACCUGCAGCUGGUCUACGAGUUCUUCCUGCGCUUCCUAGAGUCCACCGACUUUCAGCCCACUAUUGGCAAGAAGGUCAUUGACCAGAAAUUCGUCUUGCAGCUGCUAGACCUGUUCGACUCGGAGGACCCGCGCGAGCGCGACUUCCUCAAGACCGUGUUGCACCGCAUCUACGGCAAGUUCCUGGGGCUGCGCGCCUUCAUCAGGAAACAGAUCAACAACAUAUUCCUGCGGUUCGUCUACGAGACCGAACACUUUAACGGUGUCGGGGAACUGUUAGAAAUAUUGGGAAGUAUAAUCAACGGUUUCGCGCUGCCGCUGAAGAGCGAGCACAAGCAGUUCCUGGUGAAGGUGCUGCUCCCGCUGCACAAGGUGAAGUGCCUGUCGCUGUACCACGCGCAGCUCGCCUACUGCGUGGUGCAGUUCCUAGAGAAGGACGCCACGCUCACCGAGCCCGUCAUGCGCGGCCUGCUCAAGUUCUGGCCCAAGACCUGCUCACAGAAGGAGGUGAUGUUUUUGGGCGAGAUAGAAGAGAUAUUAGACGUGAUUGAGCCUGCGCAAUUUGCGAAAAUACAGGAGCCCCUCUUCAGACAGAUAGCAAAAUGCGUAUCUAGUCCACACUUUCAGGUUGCGGAGAGGGCGCUCUACUUCUGGAACAACGAGUACAUAAUGUCGCUGAUGGAGGAGAACAACCACGUGAUCAUGCCCAUCAUGUUCCCGUCGCUGUACCGCAUGAGCAAGGAGCACUGGAACCAGACCAUCGUGGCGCUCGUCUACAACGUGCUCAAGACCUUCAUGGAAAUGAACUCCAAGCUCUUUGACGAACUCACCGCCAGCUAUAAGGCGGAACGGCAGAAAGAGAAGAAGCGCGAGAAGGAGCGCGACGAGCUGUGGAAGCGGCUGGGCGAGCUGGAGAUCAGCUCGCGCGGCGCCGCGGUGGCGCCCGCCAAGUGAUGCGCUCCCUGUCACACGAGACACAAGCGCAGCCCUCCAGUGUUAGACUAAUACGCGAUCGAUUUUAUCCAAGUUAUGUAUUCAUAUUUUCUAUUCGAUUACAUUUUUGUUAAUGACGUUA